GGAAGACUCCAGGCAGGGCAGAUGCUGGCACUCGCCGCCCGGCUGCAGCCGCCGUGGGGUGAUCCCAGGGCUCACCUGAACUUCAGGGUGUCGCCGCUGGAGAGGGGCUCGGCGCCCGGCGGGGACUGCAGGCGAUGACUCAGGAUGCAGCCAGGGGCCACGACGUGCACGGAAGACCGCAUCCAGCAUGCCCUGGAGCGCUGCUUGCACGGGCUGAGCCUCGGCCGUCGCUCUGCUUCCUGGUCAGCUGGGCUGUGUCUGAACUGCUGGAGCCUGCAGGAGCUGGUCAGCAGGGACCCGGGCCACUUCCUCAUCCUCCUGGAGCAGAUCCUACAGAAGACCCGAGAGGUCCAAGAGAAAGGAACCUAUGACCUCCUCACCCCACUGGCUCUGCUGUUCUAUUCCACUGUCCUGUGUACACCACACUUCCCACCAGACUCAGAUCUCCUUCUGAAGGCAUCCAGAACCUACCACCCAUUCCUGACCUGGCCUGUUCCUUACUGCAGCAUCUGCCAGGAACUGCUCACAUUCAUCGAUGCUGAACUCAAGGCACCAGGGAUCUCCUACCAGCGGCUGGUGAGGGCAGAGCAGGGUCUACCCAUCAGGAGCCACCGCAGUUCUACCAUCACUGUGCUGUUGCUGAACCCGGUAGAGGUACAAGCCGAGUUCCUUGCUGUGGCCAACAAGCUGAGCACGCCCGGCCACUCGCCCCACAGCGCGUACAUCACCUUGCUCCUGCAUGCCUUCCAGGCCACUUUUGGGACCCACUGUGACCUUCUCAGCCUGCACCACAGGCUGCAGUCGAAGACCUUGGAAGAGCUUGAGGAUAUCUUCACGGAGAUCACGGAGGCCCAAGAGUGGGCAUCUGGCCUCAGGGAUGCAGCAGAGGCCCGGCAGUGGCUCCGAAGCAAGCUGCAGGCAGUUGGAGAAAAAGCCGGCUUCCCUGGGGUCUUAGACACUGCAAAACCUGGGAAGCUCCACACGAUCCCCAUCCCAGUGGCCAGAUGCUACACCUACAACUGGAGCCAGGACAGCUUCGACAUCCUACAGGAGAUCCUACUCAAAGAACAGGAGCUGCUGCAGCCAGAGGAUCUGGGGGAUGAUGACGAGGAAGAGGAAGAGGAGGAGGAGGACUUGGAGAUCACUAGGAGUUUUGCUGAGAGGGACUCUGUGGUCUCCACCAGCUCUCUGGCAUCCCACGACUCCACCCUGUCGCUGGCCUCCUCCCAGGCCUCAGGGCCAGUGCUGUCCCGCCAGGCGCUGACCACUUUCGUCUCCGGCCUCUCAGAUGGCAUGGACAGUGGCUACGUGGAGGACAAUGAGGAAAGCUCCUCCGAGAGCCCCAGGCGGCCUGGAGGCCAGGAACGCCGGGGCCACCACCGCAAGCCCAAGCAGAAGCUCAACAGAAUCUAUAAACUCUUAAAGAACACCAGCCAUCUGGUCCUGCGGAGGGAAUCUCGGGGCCUGGAGGGCAGCCCGGAAUCAACUGUGCCCCUGCGGAGGGCAGGGAGCCUCUGCAGCCCCCUAGACUGUCCCCUUCAGCCCGCGUCCCGGGCGCAGCGCUCACGCUCUCUGCCCCAGCCCAAGCUCAGCACCCAGCUGCCCACAUGGCUUCUGGCCCCCGCCUCCCACCACCAGCGCCGCCGCCCCUUCCUGAGCGGGGACGAGGACCCCAAGGCUUCCACUCUACGCGUUGUAGUCUUUGGCUCUGAUCGGAUUUCAGGGAAAGUGGCUCGGGCAUACAGCAACCUCCGGAGGCUGGAGAACAGUCAUCCACUCCUCACACGGUUCUUCAAGCUUCAGUUCUUCUAUGUGCCUGUGAAGCGAAGCCAUGGGACCAGCUCUAGUGCCUGUCUUUCCCCUCUGAGCCAGACAUCUCCACUCCCCGCAGACUCCCCAAGGCACCCUAGCCCGGUAGAGUUGGGCACAGCCCUGUGGGAGGAUAGCACCAAUGACAUCUCCCACUACCUCGGUAUGCUUGACCCCUGGUAUGAACGCAAUGUGCUGGGCCUCAUGCACCUGCCCCCUGAAGUCUUGUGCCAGCAGUCCCUGAAAGCUGAGUCUCGGCCCCUGGAGAGCUCCACGGCCCAGCUGCCCAUCCUGGCCGACAUGCUGCUCUACUACUGCCGCUUCGCAGCCCGGCCCGUGCUGCUGCAAGUCUACCAGACGGAGCUGACCUUCAGCACCGGGGAGAAGACAACGGAGAUCUUCAUCCACUCACUGGAGCUGGGUCACUCUGCUGCCACACGGGCGAUCAAGGCCUCGGGUCCUGGCAGAAAGCGGCUGGGCAUUGAUGAUGACCGGGAGGCCGUCCCUCUGACACUACAGAUCAUUUACAACAAAGGGGCCAUCAGUGGACGAAGCCGCUGGAGCAACCUUGACAAGACCUGUACCUCCGUCAACCUCAACAAGGCAUGCCAGAAGCCCGAGGAGCUAGACUCCAGCAUGGAGGCCCUGACACUAACCUUGACAGAAGUAGUGAAAAGGCAGAACCCCAAGUCCAAGAAAGGCUUUAACCAGAUUAGCACGUCUCAGAUCAAAGUGAACAAGGUGCAGAUCAUUGGCUCCGGUGGCUGCUCCUUUGGCGUGUGUCUGGACCAGGAUGAGAGAAAGAUCCUACAGAGCGUGGUCAGGUGUGAAGUCUCACCCUGCUACAAGCCAGAGAAGAGCAGCCUGUCACCCCAGAAGCCCCUCAACCCGCCGGCACAUAGCGGGCCUGACCUGUGCUCCCUUCUCUGCCUUCCUAUCAUGACUUUCAGCGGAGCUCUGCCCUAGCACAUCCAGGUACCAGGCUGCACAGGAAACCCCAGCAGCUUCCUCUGGACCGCUCUGCAGAGUAAUGACCCUGCAGAGAACUGAAUGGCACUGGACUGGCUGAGGGUCCCUUGCGGGCCCUGCCAUGAGCUAAGGACCUGCUGGCCAGUGGUUUCUGGAGCCUCGGGGAUCUGGCAAGGAAACAGGUGUUAGGAAGAGAGAGGCCUGGACACCUAGCCCUUCAAAUGCUUCCAGCAGAGGGAAAAUGUUAGGUCAGUUGAUCGCUGAAUGCAGAUCCAAGGCUUUGGUGCUUGGUUGUAGUUUGGACCUCCUCUCUCAGCUCUGGGUUGGGCCCCAUUUACCUUGUCAAAGACUCAGAUCCUCUAGUGGUCAGUCUCUCUAUUCUGGGGAAUGAGUAGAAGAUACGUGGCUGAGAAGUUUCUUUCUAAUAUCAUCUCCUGACCUCCCCUCACCCCCCCCCCCACACAAGCACAUUCACACGGUCUAUCUCAAGUUCCCUGGGUUCUCAACAAAAACAAAACAACAGCACUAACACUUGACCUGUUGCCAAGACCUGGUACAGAUUCUCCCCUAAGCCCCUUUGGGGGAUCUGACAGGACAGGCUCACAUCUAUUUGAGGCUCAGGUCCCUUCUAGCUGAAUGACCAGAGGAAGUUAGUGAACUUCUUUGAGUCUCCAUUUCCUCAGCACUAAACUGGGAGGGAAAUAAGUUUUCAAAGGGUUGAAAAGGAAGUGUUCACAAGAUACUUUGCCCGGUGCCUGGCUCCCAGCAGGUGCCUGGGAUAGACUGGGGCCUUGCUUUCCGAUACUGAUCUGCCAGGUACUCCCAUUGCCUCGGACCCCCCCGCCCCCAUUUGCCCCUUUCCUUGUCCAUGAAUGAUGGAGAACCCAUGGUGAGGAUAAGAAACAGUCAGGGUGGGGCUGAUGAGAUGCCCACUCCGCAUCCCAAUAUCCUCACUUUCUGCCACUCAGUGGACUGGUCCACACAUAUACAGAACCUUCCAUCUCCACAAGAUCCCACACAGGUACUAGCCCCAUGAGCUAAGGGCCUGUUUGUGGGGACAUGGCACUCACAUGGGAAGUGAUCAGCAAACAAGAGAAUACAAGAACCUAAAAUUUAAAUUCACCAGACUGAAGAGGUUUGAGGAGCACACACAAAUGUGAUUCGAAUGGUAGGGCUGGACAAAGACUUGGCCUGGCACAGGUGAGGAAGGGACCUUGGGAGCAUCUAGUGUCCCACAUAUAACCACCUCUUUUGUGUCAUCCUAAAUUACAUUAUUGCAAAGGCUCUGGGCUUAUAGGAGCCUAUGAAAUCCCAGCCCGGAGAACUCAUAAGUGGAAUGUAGACAGAGCCACUACAUUGUUAUUCCCUCACCCUGGCAUCUGUAUCUCCUCCACAUUCUGGAAGAUGACCAGCCUCCGUGGCAGAUAUACAGUGUGGCACACUUCAGCGUACUUCAGCUUGCUGUGUGAGCAAGCUGUUCUACUAUGUGAUGAACAUGGCAUGAACCAAUGUGUGAAAUUUAAUAUUCUUCUAAAAUAAAAUGUAUUUGUCCUGAA
Messenger RNA from Jaculus jaculus (lesser Egyptian jerboa), 4334 nucleotides. RefSeq names its product phosphoinositide-3-kinase regulatory subunit 5 (gene Pik3r5). Lineage: Eukaryota; Metazoa; Chordata; Mammalia; Rodentia; Dipodidae. The transcript is spliced from 19 exons. Gene Ontology annotation, molecular function: 1-phosphatidylinositol-3-kinase regulator activity. The coding region runs from base 145 to 2775 and encodes 876 amino acids. Gene Ontology annotation, biological process: positive regulation of MAP kinase activity; G protein-coupled receptor signaling pathway. Gene Ontology annotation, cellular component: phosphatidylinositol 3-kinase complex, class IB. The record is from RefSeq and is a predicted model, not a curated record.